GUAGCGCAAAAACACCGUCAGAAAUCAUACUGACUUCUGUAUUACUGCAUCCAACGCAAGCGACGACAUACCGGUAUGUUUGAUGGUCCCCCUUUUUCUUCUGCGAGCUCACACGGGCUUCGCAGUGCUGCUCUUUACCCUGAUAUUAUGCAUUUGAGCCUUUACAUUCCUUUGGUUGACUGGACACACAUAUCAAGGCCGAGCUUGUCCCGGCGGUCACCGCACUAGUUUCCACAUGUCCUGUACUAUUGUGUGCAAAUAAUGAUGUAUAAAGUAUGCAGUGAGGCCAGCACCUACGAUAAGCUGUGGAGUAGCUCGGGGGCCUCGCCGGCUCCUGCAUUCAUCUUUAGAAUACUGAAGACUUAGUUUGCGCGCAGCAUGUUGGGCUGGCGGCCUAAGAGAAUAACAACUCUGUUGCUGCUCGGCGGGUUGCUGCUGCAUGGCGCACUACUCUUUGGUGCUCGGGCUCUUGCUCCACCGCCGGGCACGCCCGCACCUCCAGACAUCACAGAUUGCAUCAGCUGCAACGCAGCACUUAGCCCUGUCUGCACGUCUGGUGGGCUAACCAUAGCGAAUGCCUGCCUUGCGAAAUGCCAAGGCCUGCUGGACUUCGUCGACGGGGCGUGUAACGCGGACCCGUUGUUCCAGUCGCUCGCGGCGUCCCUUCCUCCAGCAGCUCCCAUGCCUCCAGAGGAGCUAUUGCCCUUGGUGGCUCAGGCGGAUGCUGGGAGAGGGGUAUCACUCGGGCCCCCGCCAGCACCUCCGAACUCCCCACCGCCCCCUGAACCACCAGCACAGCCCGCGGCCCAGGCAGCAGACGCGGUUGUUGAGCAGGGCAGCAUUGUCGACACGGAGGCGGUCACGCGGUACUGGACAGAGGGUUUCGUCUACCUGGGCCUAGCCGCGGACCUGGGUGUGGCGGGGGUGCCAGAGACCACGGACCCAGCAACCGAGAGGCGCCGAAGAGCCACGCAGGAGCUUGGUAGUUCGGAGCUCUUGUUUCGCUCAUUCCGGCUACAUGCAGAUGGAUCCCUGUAUGCGGAGGCUCGGCCGUGGGCGCUAGACGUCAGCUCUCUGGGCAGCGAGCGGCAGGGCUCCGUCACGGAUGCGGAGUUAUUAAUGCGUAGGAGGGAGCGGCACCGCUUGUUGCGUCAGCAGCGACAGCAACAGGCGCAGCAGCCGGAGCGGUCGAGAGGGAACGGACACGAGGGCGAGGACCCAGAGCAGCAGCAGUGGGAAUCGGAUUCAAACGAGGGGGAUGACGGCCAGGCGGAGGAGCGGCAGCAGGCGCAACCCGCAUCGCUUCAUCGAGCGGCGGCGGGACAGGGAGUGCGCCGUCGCAGGCGCGGCCUGCUGCAGAAGGAGGACGCACGCUACCCAGUCAGGGACACGGGAUACUGGCCGAACAACGCCGUUGUGCAGAUGUACUUCGUGACCACGGGGACCAACACAGCGACGUCCUGCUCGGGCACGUGGGUGUCUGGAUACGAUGUCUUGACCGCCACGCAUUGCGUGUACAACUGGGCCGCCGGCGCGACUUACACAAACUUUGUGAUCCGUCCGGCCAUGUCGGGCGAUGUGUGGAACGGCACCUACAAGGCCGUGUUCACGACCUGGUACCGUUCGGAAUGGAACCGCACCAACUACCUUAACGAAGUUAACUACUACGACAUCGCAAUGAUCCGAGCGGAGGCCAGCGACACCUCUACCAUCAUGCCAUACCCCACGUACCUCGGGUACAAGUACGACUGUGCAAAGAGCCUCUACUCGGCAUCCACGUGCGGCUACCCGAACGACCGGCGCUUGGGGGACUUCGCGGCGUCAGCUUCUUACACCCAGAUGUGCUGUGACUUCAGCUUCCCGGGCACCACCUGCCAGGCUGACUUUCAGCCGCUGACCUCAUGCUACACCUACCCUGGAGCCUCCGGGAGCUCUGUGUUCGAUCUUGGGGACUACAAGGCGAUAGGCGUGGUGAGCGGCAGGCCCUCAGACAAUACGUCCUACUCCAGGUGGACGCCGCUCACGGCGCAGCACUUCGGUGCGCUGGAGCGAUGGCGCUACCAAGGCGGCGUGGUGGCCCCGCUUCCACCGGCGCCGCCCAGCCCACCUCCGCCACCGCCUCUGAACUACACACGCUAUGCAUGCGCUAGCAACGGCACCGUGCGCCUCGUCAGCUCCAGUUUUGAUGGCAGGGGUCGCGUGGAGAUUUGUGCACCCGACAUCGGCGGCAAGCUGUGGUGGAGCAGCGUGUGCUCGCGCGGGUGGGGCUACCCAGAGGCGCAGGUGGUCUGCCGCCAGCUAGGGUACACGACCACCACCGCCCAGCCCACACAGAAGGGCUACUUCGGCGCAGCGUCAUCGGAUCAGUAUUUCUUCUUCAUCUCCAACGUCACAUGUGUGGGCACGGAGGCCUCACUCUCGGAUUGCAGGCAGACGGCCUGGGGCAACCUCGACUCCUGCUCAAGCCUGGAUGUGGCGGGCGUGGUGUGUGAUGGCUCAACGGGGUCUGGGAGUACCCAGGACAGCGUGACCGCCAUCCCCUACACAAACGAUACAUGCACGCAAUGGGCGACACGUGUCAACAAUGCCACCACCUAUGCGAACGGCACGGUUGUGGGCCGCAUUGAGGUCUGCAUCAACGGCGUCUGGGGCACUGUGUGCCGCCGGCUAUGGGAUGAUGUGGACGCGACGGUGGCGUGCAAGGGUCUCAGCUACACGUAUGGCGUGGCGAAGCGGCUGAACGAGUCGUGGAGCUCCACGGAGCCGUGGCAGGUUGCUCAGCCCAGUGUGCCCAUCUGGCUCGCGGACCUCAACUGCACGGGUGCUGAGGCGGAUUUGUCGGCCUGCAACCAGCUGCUUGCCUACGGGAGCACCCAGUGCACUCACGGAAUGGAUGCCGGCAUUGUGUGCUCCAACACGACCCUUGGGCCGCAGUACAGCGACACAGCCCAAUGCUCAACUCUGGGCGACAUCCGCUUGGUUCCAACGGAUGACGCGUCAGUAGGUGGCGCCGAGGUGGCAGGUCGUGUGGAGGUAUGCUACAAUCGGCGGUGGGGCACCAUCUGCGCGGACAGCUACUGGGGUGUCGAAGAAGCCGAGGUGCUGUGCAGGCACCUCGGCUACAGCUACUUCUUCGUGAACAUGACGGCUAGCAUGGGCUCGCUGCCGGUGUGGGCCUCGUACACGCAAUGCACCGGCAACGAGGACAGGUUCUUCAAGUGCCAGAUGUGGGGCCUGCGCGAGGUGACCGACUGCACCAGUGGUACACGCGCCGUGGUGGCGUGCUCCAACUCGCCGACCAUUGCUGCGCCGCCGCCGCCUGCGAGCCCGUACGCAUGCACCACACCCGGCGCUCUCCGCUUGGCGCCCAACGACACCUCGACCAAGACCUACAUGUACAGUGACACCACGGCCGGUACCGCGGGGGGACGCCUGGAGUUCUGCUACAAUGGACAGUGGGGCACCUUGUGCGCGGAGUACUGGUCGACGCCUGAGGCGCGCGUGGCGUGUCGGCAGCUGGGGGGAGGGCUCGAGUACGGCGGCGUGGUAGCCAACGGCACGUACGGCUUCGCGCCAUCCGGCCAGCCUGUAUGGCUGUCCAUUGCCAACUGCACAGGCGCUGAGACCUCAUUCGCCGAGUGUGCGCGCUACUCCAAUUACAACUACACCAUCACCAACACCACAUUCUACCCCGGCCAACUUGGUGUCUUGUCACUUGAGUCUACGCUGUACGGCGGCAAGACCGUGUGUCAGUCACACCUCGCUGACCUCAACAUCUGGUGCUCGAAGACCUGGCUCUCCCCGCCGCCGCCACCAUCGCCGCCACCGCCAGCGCCACCGCCAGUUGGAGAUACCUGCUCUGCGGGCGAAGACGGCAAGCUGCGGCUUGUUACCGGUAACGGCACGAGCUACGUGUACGAUGGCACGAGCGGGCAGACCCAGACCGGUUUCCUGCAGGUCUGCUACAGCGGCACCUGGGGCCGUGUCUGCGCGGCACGCUUUGGUACCCCGGAGGCGCAUGUCGCGUGCCGGCAGCUGGGCUUUGCCGGUGGCAGCAAGAUGACUUACAGCGGCCUGCUCCCGUUGUACGUGUGGGGCCCGGCCAAGCUGGGCCCCGCCUGGAUUGAUGGCCUCAUCUGCAACGGCACCGAGGCGAUGCUGACCUACUGCUACUUCAAGGGCUGGGGUAGCCUGGUGGACUCGUGCCCGCCGGUCCAGGGCGUAGAUGCGGGUGCGGACCUGGUCGUGCAGUGCCUGACGUCCGUCAACAGCCCGCCACCCCCGUCGCCGCCGGUUCCGCCGGUUGCAAACUACGGCUGCGACACGCAAGGGGCGCUGCGCCUGGUGGACAAGAGUGGAGCCGUGGUGGACACGUCGUCAGCGGCCACGGUGGAGGGCGCGGUACACGUGUGCAUGAACAGCUCAUGGAGCUAUGUCUGCGACUAUCUGUUCAGUUCCAACUUCGCGGCCACGGUGGUGUGCAAGCAGCUGGGCUUUGGCGGUGGCACGCCAUACAGCUGGACACAGCUGGCGGCGCGGGGCUACAACAACUCCCUGGUGCAGCCGGCCGGCAUGCCGCGCGGCCCCAGCCAGCUGCAGGUGUGCUACGGAGACGAGCCCACGCUCCUGGACUGCGAAUGGACCGCCAACGACGUCUUCAACUGCCCCACGUCCAACAGCGUCGCGGGCGUGUUCUGCACCCGCCAGGCCCCGCCGCCCUCGCCGCCAGCCCCGCCCCCGUCGCCGCCACCCUAUUGGAGCCAGACGUCCUGCUCUCGGAACUACGACAUCCGCUUUGUGGACGGCCCCAAUCCCACAGCCGGCCGCGUGGAGGUCUGCUACAACGGCACCUGGGGUCUCAUCUGCGCCCGUUACUGGGACGACUCUCUCUCCAAUAUCAUUUGCCGCCAGGCUAUGGGCUCUAGCUCAGCCAUCGGUGAGGCCAUGAUCGAUUGGGACGGCGUAGCUACUGCGGCGGCCAACGGCACCUACCCGCGCUUCGCGUACCUGCUGGCGAGCGUGACCGUCACAUACCAUCUGGACGGCGGUUUCAUCAAGCCCUUAUGCACCGGCAACGAGAACAAGCUUUCAGAGUGCGUGCCGCUGGAGGCGUUCGGCAAGGCGGCCAGCACCUGCAGCCGGUUUUCAGAGGUUGGCAUCAAUUGCUGGGCCUCGCCGAGCGCCAAGGUCAGCGUGCCGGCGACCACUGCGCCCUACAGCUGCGCAGGCUUCCAGAACGGCACCGUCCGACUGGUCAACGGCGCCACGCCCGCCAUGGGCCGUGUGGAGGUGUGCUGGAAUGGGAACUGGAGCGUCGUGUGUGGGAGCGGGUGGGCCAACGCCGCUGCCGCUACAGUGUGCCGCCAGAUGGGCUAUACGUCAGGCUACGUCAACAACCUGGGCGGAAUAUCUUUAACCUCUCUAGCGCCCAACUCGCGCUAUGCGAUCUGGGGGACUCCGGCCAGCGACCAGCCCGUUGCAUUGCACCGGGUGACUUGCACCAGUACGGCGACCCACAUCCUCAACUGCACGUUAAAUUCCGGAACAGCUUCUAACCAGUUUUAUUCCUCAGGCGUGGCUCCCAUCGGCUCCUGCAUCGCGCCCGCACGCGUGGUCUGUACCGGCCUCGGGUUCUACAUGCCUCCACCCAGUCCUCCCAGCCCGCCGUCGCCUCCACCAUCCCCAGCACCUCCGUCGCCACAGCCUCCAAGCCCUCCACCGCUGCCUCCAAGCCCAAGGCCACCCAGCCCAGCUCCACCCUCACCACCGCCAAAGCCGCCUAGCCCGGAGCCUCCGUCGCCUGCGCCAUCACCGAUGCCUCCCAGCCCUGCGCCUCCGUCGCCGGAGCCUCCGUCGCCUGAUCCUCCCAGCCCGGAGCCCGCUUCCGCGCCGCCCAGCCCCUCUCCUCCCAGCCCGGCGCCGCCUGGCCCGGAGCCUCCCUCGCCGGUGCCUCCCAGCCCGGCGCCUCCGUCGCCGGAGCCUCCGUCGCCUGAUCCUCCCAGCCCGGAGCCCGCUUCCGCGCCGCCCAGCCCCUCUCCUCCCAGCCCGGCGCCGCCUAGCCCGGAGCCUCCGUCGCCUGCGCCAUUGCCGGUGCCUCCCAGCCCUGCGCCUCCGUCGCCGGAGCCUCCGUCGCCUGAUCCUCCCAGCCCGGAGCCCGCUUCCGCGCCGCCCAGCCCCUCUCCUCCCAGCCCGGCGCCGCCCAGCCCGGAGCCCCCGUCGCCUGCGCCAUUGCCGGUGCCUCCCAGCCCUGCGCCUCCGUCGCCGGAGCCUCCGUCGCCUGAUCCUCCCAGCCCGGAGCCCGCUUCCGCGCCGCCCAGCCCCUGUCCUCCCAGCCCGGCGCCGCCUAGCCCGGAGCCUCCGUCGCCUGCGCCAUCGCCGGUGCCUCUCAGCCCUGCGCCUCGGUCGCCGGCGCCUCCGUCACCUGAUCCUCCCAGCCCGGAGCCCGCUUCUACGCCGCCCAGCCCCUCUCCUCCCAGCCCGGCGCCGCCUAGCCCGGAGCCUCCGUCGCCAGCGCCAUUGCCGGUGCCUCCCAGCCCUGCGCCUCCGUCGCCGGCGCCUCCGUCGCCUGAUCCUCCCAGCCCGGAGCCCGCUUCCGCGCCGCCCAGCCCCUCUCCUCCCAGCCCGGCGCCGCCUAGCCCGGAGCCUCCGUCGCCUGCGCCAUUGCCGGUGCCUCCCAGCCCUGCGCCUCCGUCGCCGGCGCCUCCGUCGCCUGAUCCUCCCAGCCCGGAGCCCGCUUCCGCGCCGCCCAGCCCCUCUCCUCCCAGCCCUGCGCCGCCCAGCCCGGAGCCUCCGUCACCUGCGCCAUUGCCGGUGCCUCCCAGCCCUGCGCCUCCGUCGCCGGAGCCUCCGUCGCCUGAUCCUCCCAGCCCGGAGCCCGCUUCCGCGCCGCCCAGCCCCUCUCCUCCCAGCCCGGCGCCGCCCAGCCCGGAGCCCCCGUCGCCCGCACCGCCUGUGCCUUCGCCGGUGCCGCCCAGCCCUGCGCCGCCCAGCCCCUCUCCUCCCAGCCCGGCGCCGCCCAGCCCGGCUCCUAGCCCCGAUCCGCCGAGCCCUGCGCCUCCCAGCCCGGCUCCCAGCCCUGCGCCGCCCAGCCCGGAGCCCCCGUCGCCUGCGCCAUUGCCGGUGCCUCCCAGCCCUGCGCCUCCGUCGCCGGAGCCUCCGUCGCCUGAUCCUCCCAGCCCGGAGCCCGCUUCCGCGCCGCCCAGCCCCUCUCCUCCCAGCCCUGCGCCGCCCAGCCCGGAGCCCCCGUCGCCCGCACCGCCUGCGCCUUCGCCGGUGCCGCCCAGCCCUGCGCCGCCGUCUCCGACGCCUCCGUCUCCGGAUCCGCCCAGCCCGGCUCCUAGCCCCGAUCCGCCGAGCCCUGCGCCUCCCAGCCCGGCUCCCAGCCCUGCGCCGCCCAGCCCGGAGCCCCCGUCGCCCGCACCGCCUGCGCCUUCGCCGGUGCCGCCCAGCCCUGCGCCGCCGUCUCCGACGCCUCCGUCUCCGGAUCCGCCCAGCCCGGCUCCUAGCCCCGAUCCGCCGAGCCCUGCGCCUCCCAGCCCGGCUCCCAGCCCUGCGCCGCCCAGCCCGGAGCCCCCGUCGCCCGCACCGCCUGCGCCUUCGCCGGUGCCGCCCAGCCCUGCGCCUCCGUCUCCGACGCCUCCGUCUCCGGAUCCGCCCAGCCCGGCUCCUAGCCCCGAUCCGCCGAGCCCUGCGCCUCCCAGCCCGGCUCCCAGCCCUGCGCCGCCCAGCCCGGAGCCCCCGUCGCCCGCACCGCCUGCGCCUUCGCCGGUGCCGCCCAGCCCUGCGCCGCCGUCUCCGACGCCUCCGUCUCCGGAUCCGCCCAGCCCGGCUCCUAGCCCCGAUCCGCCGAGCCCUGCGCCUCCCAGCCCGGCUCCCAGCCCGGCGCCGCCCAGCCCGGAGCCCCCGUCGCCUGCACCGCCUGCGCCUUCGCCGGUGCCGCCCAGCCCUGCGCCGCCGUCUCCGACGCCUCCGUCUCCGGAUCCGCCCAGCCCGGCUCCUAGCCCCGAUCCGCCGAGCCCUGCGCCUCCCAGCCCGGCUCCCAGCCCGGCGCCGCCCAGCCCGGAGCCCCCGUCGCCCGCACCGCCUGCGCCUUCGCCGGUGCCGCCCAGCCCUGCGCCGCCGUCUCCGACGCCUCCGUCUCCGGAUCCGCCCAGCCCGGCUCCUAGCCCCGAUCCGCCGAGCCCUGCGCCUCCCAGCCCGGCUCCCAGCCCUGCGCCGCCCAGCCCGGAGCCCCCGUCGCCCGCACCGCCUGCGCCUUCGCCGGUGCCGCCCAGCCCUGCGCCGCCGUCUCCGACGCCUCCGUCUCCGGAUCGGCCCAGCCCGGCUCCUAGCCCCGAUCCGCCGAGCCCUGCGCCUCCCAGCCCGGCUCCCAGCCCGGCGCCGCCCAGCCCGGACCCCGCACCGCCCAGUCCUUCACCGCCUGUGCCGCCGUCGCCUCAGCCGCCCAGCCCCGCGCCUGUGGACGCUCCGCCUUCGCCUGCGCCGCCGGUGCCUCCCAGCCCGGAGCCGCCUAGCCCCGCGCCGCCCAGUCCUGCACCGCCUGUGCCGCCGUCGCCUCAGCCGCCCAGCCCCGCGCCUGUGGACGCUCCGCCUACGCCUGCGCCGCCGGUGCCUCCCAGCCCGGAGCCGCCUAGCCCCGCGCCGCCCAGUCCUUCACCGCCUGUGCCGCCGUCGCCUCAGCCGCCCAGUCCCGCGCCUGUGGACGCUCCGCCUUCGCCUGCGCCGCCGGUGCCUCCCAGCCCGGAGCCGCCUAGCCCCGCGCCGCCCAGUCCUGCACCGCCUGUGCCGCCUUCGCCUCAGCCGCCCAGCCCCGCGCCUGUGGACGCUCCGCCUUCGCCUGCGCCGCCAGUGCCUCCCAGCCCGGAGCCGCCUAGCCCCGCGCCGCCCAGUCCUGCACCGCCUGUGCCGCCGUCGCCUGAUCCGCCCAGCCCCGCGCCUGUGGACGCUCCGCCUUCGCCUGCGCCGCCGGUGCCUCCCAGCCCGAAGCCGCCUAGACCCGCGCCGCCCAGUCCUGCACCGCCUGUGCCGCCUUCGCCUCAGCCGCCCAGUCCCGCGCCUGUGGACGCUCCGCCUUCGCCUGCGCCGCCGGUGCCUCCCAGCCCGGAGCCGCCUAGCCCCGCGCCGCCCAGUCCUGCACCGCCUGUGCCGCCUUCGCCUCAGCCGCCCAGCCCCGCGCCUGUGGACGCUCCGCCUUCGCCUGCGCCGCCGGUGCCUCCCAGCCCGGAGCCGCCUAGCCCCGCGCCGCCCAGUCCUGCACCGCCUGUGCCGCCGUCGCCUCAGCCGCCCAGCCCCGCGCCUGUGGACGCUCCGCCUUCGCCUGCACCGCCGGUGCCUCCCAGCCCGGAGCCGCCUAGCCCCGCGCCGCCCAGUCCUGCACCGCCUGUGCCGCCGUCGCCUCAGCCGCCCAGCCCCGCGCCUGUGGACGCUCCGCCUACGCCUGCGCCGCCGGUGCCUCCCAGCCCGGAGCCGCCUAGCCCCGCGCCGCCCAGCCCUGCACCGCCUGUGCCGCCUUCGCCUCAGCCGCCCAGCCCCGCGCCUGUGGACGCUCCGCCUACGCCUGUGCUGCCGGUGCCUCCCAGCCCGGAGCCGCCUAGCCCCGCGCCGCCCAGUCCUGCACCGCCUGUGCCGCCGUCGCCUCAGCCGCCCAGCCCCGCGCCUGUGGACGCUCCGCCUUCGCCUGCGCCGCCGGUGCCUCCCAGCCCGGAGCCGCCUAGCCCCGCGCCGCCCAGCCCUGCACCGCCUGUGCCGCCGUCGCCUCAGCCGCCCAGCCCCGCGCCUGUGGACGCUCCGCCUUCGCCUGCGCCGCCGGUGCCUCCCAGCCCGGAGCCGCCUAGCCCCGCGCCGCCCAGUCCUGCACCGCCUGUGCCGCCGUCGCCUCAGCCGCCCAGCCCCGCGCCUGUGGACGCUCCGCCUUCGCCUGCGCCGACGGUGCCUCCCAGUCCGGAGCCGCCUAGCCCCGCGCCGCCCAGUCCUGCACCGCCUGUGCCGCCGUCGCCUCAGCCGCCCAGUCCCGCGCCUGUGGACGCUCCGCCUUCGCCUGCGCCGCCGCCGCCCAGUCCCGCGCCUGUGGACGCUCCGCCUUCGCCUGCACCGCCGGUGCCUCCCAGCCCGGAGCCGCCUAGCCCCGCGCCGCCCAGUCCUGCACCGCCUGUGCCGCCUUCGCCUCAGCCGCCCAGUCCCGCGCCUGUGGACGCUCCGCCUUCGCCUGGGCCGCCGGUGCCUCCCAGCCCGGAGCGGCCUAGCCCCGCGCCGCCCAGUCCUUCACCGCCUGUGCCGCCUUCGCGUCAGCCGCCCAGCCCCGCGCCUGUGGACGCUCCACCUACGCCUGCGCCGCCGGUGCCUCCCAGCCCGGAGCCGCCUAGCCCCGCGCCGCCCAGCCCUGCACCGCCUGUGCCGCCUUCGUUUGCGCCAUCGCCGGUGCCGCCAAGCCAACGUCCACCCGGCCCCUCACCACCACCGCCGUUACCUCCAGGACUGGCCCUGAUGCUCAACGAUUUCUCAGCAACAUUCGUAAAUUCAACAAUUAUUGCUGAUUUGGAUGUUACGAACACAUCUUCGGUUAUGUCGUUCUUGCAAGAAUUUAAGCAGAUGACGGCUGCUGCGCUGGGUCUUUCUGUCGACCAGAUCAUCGUUCGCGCGGUUACAGUGGAUGGACAACAGCUUGCCCGGCGGCGGGCGCAGGAGGAUGAACCCAUCGGCGACUGGCAGUCGUUGGAGCCAUCUGCAGAGUUCCAGAAAUUCGGGCGGGUCACGUUACUCCAGCACCGCGCGUACGUCGGCGAUUACGAGACCAUUGCCGCGCUGAAAGCACUUGAGGAGCGGCGGCUACUGGCGCCGCAGCUACCACGCGGCGCUGCGAGCAAAGGGCGGCGGCACAGGCAGCUGGCCGAAGCGGCGUCUGACGUUAUUGUGGAUUUCACAGUGGUGCAGUACGAGGAGGUGGAGCUGCCGCCAUCGCCUCCACCCCUGCCGCCCCUAUCGCCUGGUCUGGUAGCGCCGCCUGGGACCCCGCUGAGGCCGCCUUCCCGACCGCCCAGACCUCCGCGUCCGCCGCCGCUGAAUCUGAACAAGCUGGCACAAGAGCUGGGCGCACAAGAGGUGAUCGUGGUAUACUCGCCACCCUCGCCGCAGCCCCCUGGUCCGGCACCACCGCCGCCGCUUAGCCCACAGCCGCCCUCACCUGCGCCCAGCCCGCCGGCAGGCAGUGGUGCUGCAUUGCCCGCCGCACUCGAGGCGACUAUCGUGGGUGCGGAGUACGCGGCUGUUGUUGGCUCGCCAACGUUCGAGGUCGAGUUCUGUGCGGAUCUCAUCUCCAGUUCGGGCAGCAAGUUGUGCUUGGUCAUCUACAUCCUGCCAGGCAGCGGCGGUGUAGUCGUGGGUGCAAUGCUCGUGCCUCAGGAUGCCACCAGCCAGGCAGACUUUGACACAGUGGUGCAGUCGAUGCUGGACUAUCCGAAUGGCGUCUUUACCAUCGUAUUCACGUCGGCUUACCGAGUGUCGUCUGUCAUCCUGAAGAGGUCACCAUCGCCGCGCCCGCCGUUCUCGCCUUCACCGACCCCACCCCCCUUCUUCAUGUCAAUGUCGCCGCCGCCACCACCACCGCCGCCGCCGCCAGAGACGCCUCCUUCCCCGUCCCCCUCAAGCCCCCCUCCGCCGUUCCCCCUUCCGCCGGGUUGGCCAACACCUCCACCGCUGGCACCCCCUCCGCGCCUGCCACCACCACUAUCGCCAGCACCAUCUGUCCCGGAGAGCCUGCUGGCACCCCCUUCGCCGGCACCUCAGGAGCCGUCACAGCCACCGGCAUCGCCCGUGCCUUCUCCGGUACCUCACGAUUUGCCCCCACCGCCGCAUGCGCGGAGCCCCAAGCCGCCGCGACGCAAAAGGCAACCGCCCUUCCCACAAAAGCCUCCAAAGUCACCCAAGCCGCCCAAGCCGCGUCGCUCCCCGCCAUCACCUCCCAGCCCGCAGCCACCUGCGCCCUACCCGCCGCCUGGAAAGCCCAAGCGGCCGCCUCGUGGGCGGGCGCCGCCGCGGCCCCUCCUCCAAGCGGCAAAAGAGGACCCGCCUCCUGCACAGCCGGAGUCGCCCACUCCACCUACACUACCGCCGCCGCCGAUGCAGCGGCGGCGUGACAAGUCGCCUCCGCUACUGCCACCACCAGCACCACCACCUGACGCGCCGCCGGCGAGUGCACCGCCGCCAUCACGCCGCAACCGCUCCGGUCGCCCUGCUUAAUUUGUCCCGAGUAAGUGGAUGGAGGUAACCCAGUUUUGCACCUGGUCUGAAGCACUGCCGCUGAGGUACCUUGAUCCUGACGCACCUUUUCUGCUGUUGUUCACCGCAGCAGGUUAUUGCUGUCCUUACACUGCCGCUCGGUUAGAGCUAGCUAUUGGAUGCGAGACCAUGGAAGACCUCUCCCGACAAGGACAGCACGGCUCUUGGACAGGAAAGGCCCCUUGCUUGGGACAGCUUUGGGCCAUUCUCCGGCCGGAACAGCAGCGCAUGUUACAUCGGACUAUCAACAACAUUGCUGUCAUGGUCCUCGAGUAUGAAACAGUGACAGAAUCAUGAAUUUAUGCAAAUAGGUAGAUUCCGUUGCAGGCUGGCAAUCACACCACACCCUGCUUAGGUAUUUAAGAAAACGCAGUGCUUGAGGGUGUGCCUAACAUUUCCUGCACAUUUAAGGCAGGAGGCAGCACCGGGACCGCUGUGUCUCACCAGCAGUCUCCAGGUAUGCACGUGCAGGGACACUCUGGAACCUCGUAAUUGAUCCAUGGCAGGCAGUAACAGCGUACGGUUGCGCCCCAUUCCUUCCGGGUCAUUCAAUACCUGGCAUUUGGGAUAGUAUACAGUACACAAACGUACGAGAUGAAGUGUUUUGACGAAAGGACGAGCAGGUUGAGUGGGUGUGCCUGGUGAAAUGCUAACAGCUUGACUGUUGCUUUAGCACGCGACGCAAUGAAUGCUAUUGUGUGAUGCUGGAUGAUUGAAGAUUGUCUUUCUUGUUGAUUUCCGGAUGCUGCUGCCUGUAGAAUUGUGGUCCACAUCUCCAUGACCGAAUGAAGGGUUUCAGGAUUGAGAGAGCAGUUGAAUGUAUGGGCACCUGUGACGGCAUACACGGCUCUUGCGUGUGCGUGCAUUCGCCCUGUGACCUGGAGCGCACUCUGUUUUACUCAAGUUGCAGGACGUGUGGUCCCUGGCAGCUUUCUUUAGAAGAUACAAAUGUUGCGGACAUGUAUUUCAGUUGAUCCCUGUAUGCAUUGCAGUUGACGGCGAUGGUGCUGUGGGCGGCGGUGGAGGUGGAAGAGGACGCAGGCGCGCGCCCGGUGCAGCGCUGCGAGCAGUGGCAGCAAAGGUGGCGGCACUAGGCGGCAGGUGCUGCCGCCGGCGCUGCAGCUGCAGCUGCAGCUGCAGCAGCUGUGCAGCAGGGUGGCGGCGCACAUGGCUAGAUAGACAGUAUUGAUUGUGCACACGCCAUCCACCGUAAGUCCGUCGAUCCGGGGGAGGCCGCUUCGGCGGCCGACAGCCCUGAUGCACCCCGCUAACCGACCCCAGGUGGUCAUAACGCAUUGGAUGAAGGCGGUUCUAUUACCAAAUGAUGGUCGAUCGAUGCGAGGAGCAUAAGAAAUUGCCCUACCCGUGAGAUGUAAAUCAUAUGUUCA
This is a messenger RNA of Chlamydomonas reinhardtii, 13661 nucleotides long. RefSeq lists its product as uncharacterized. Lineage: Eukaryota; Viridiplantae; Chlorophyta; Chlorophyceae; Chlamydomonadales; Chlamydomonadaceae. The transcript is spliced from 24 exons. The record is from RefSeq and is a predicted model, not a curated record. Bases 682 to 12234 code for a protein of 3850 amino acids. Gene Ontology annotation, molecular function: serine-type endopeptidase activity. Gene Ontology annotation, biological process: proteolysis. Gene Ontology annotation, cellular component: membrane.